Molecule: messenger RNA, 1439 nt
Organism: Zootermopsis nevadensis
Lineage: Eukaryota; Metazoa; Arthropoda; Insecta; Blattodea; Termopsidae
Gene: ND-42
Product: NADH dehydrogenase (ubiquinone) subunit ND-42
Biological process (GO): mitochondrial electron transport, NADH to ubiquinone
Cellular component (GO): respiratory chain complex I; cytoplasm
Source: RefSeq, a predicted model, not a curated record
UGGGUCACAGUAGAGAAUAGAAAAUUGUUACGUUAUUAGUUUAUUUUCGAUAACGUGAAGUUUUAAUUUAAAGAAUAGCUUCAUGCGUUUAUAAGUACUGUGUUUGUAAAACUAGUUAAAAUGGCUUGGAUUAGCAUGCGAGCAGGUGUAUGCAAAAUUCUUGCAACACCUUCAGGUGCUACUGCAGUUAGUAAACCGUUCCUGCAGAUUAAUUUAAAAGGAGUAUUUCCUCUUCAGGCAGCAUGUAUUUCAGGCUCAGUCCUUAGGGAUAAAAACAAGGUUAGGCCUGCUCCAUUUCCGUACAAAACUAAAAGGUACAACCUGUGGCGCGCAUGGUUACAAGAUACAACAACUCACAGAUUUGAUGAAAACACUAAAAUUAUUGUUGUUGAGGGACCCAUUGCCGCUGGAAAAUCAGCUUUUGCCAAGAGUCUGGCAGAAGAUUUAGACAUGUUACAUAUGCCUGAGGUUACAAUGGAUGAUUUGUAUAUCAACAGUUAUGGUUAUGAUUUAAGGAAAUUAGAUCCAGAGUUACCAGCAGCAGCCAGGAGUUUCGAUGAAAAGAGUUUCUGUAUAGAACCAAAUCAUGAAUUUGCAGCCAGUUUCCAAAUACUGAAGUAUCAGUUACGAUAUUCUAAAUAUAUUGAUGCAUUGGCUCAUCUGCUUAACACAGGACAAGGAGUUGUUCUGGAGAGAUGUGUCUACAGUGACUUUGUGUUCUUAGAAACCAUGCACAAGGCUGGCUACAUAAGCAAAGGGGCCCACAGCGUGUAUUAUGAUAUAUACAACAAUACGAUAGAUGAGCUGAUGAAGCCGCAUCUUGUGAUCUACCUGGACAUCCCAGUGCCUCUUGUGCAGCAGCGCAUCAAAGAUAGAAACAUCCCACAUGAGGUCAACUCAAAAGUUUUCACAUCACAGUAUUUGUCUGACAUGGAGUAUUUCUACAAGCAGCGUUACCUAAAGGAAAUUGGCACCCAUUCAGAGCUGCUUAUCUAUGAUUGGUCCAGCUAUGGAGAUGUGGAAGUGGUCAUUGAGGACAUUGAGCGAAUCAACUUUGAUAAAUUCAACAAGUAUGACACCAAGAUGGAUGACUGGAAGUUGCCGUGUGAGUGGGACUGGAACACUGCCAGGAUGCUGUACACCAAUGACAAAGACAUUUUGAUGUACUCGUUCCUAAUUCCACGAUUUGAUGUCCCAGAGUUGGUUCUUGAUGCUUAUGAUGCCCACAAGUUCAGAAAGAUAUGGCACAAUGCUCCAGGAAUGAAGUAUGACAAGGAGUUCAAUCCUGAUAUGGGGGAUACCAACUUGCUCUUCAAGACAAAGAAAAUUGACCACAGAUCCAGUUCAUGAAAGUGCUAUUAGUAUGCAAGAUGUUGCAAAGUAACAUAGUUGGUACUGCUGUGAAGAAAGAUAUUAAAACUAUUGUUUGAGCACAGUAA